Messenger RNA from Eupeodes corollae, 5775 nucleotides. RefSeq names its product ecdysone-induced protein 74EF (gene Eip74EF). Gene Ontology annotation, cellular component: nucleus. Gene Ontology annotation, biological process: cell differentiation; regulation of transcription by RNA polymerase II. The record is from RefSeq and is a predicted model, not a curated record. The coding region runs from base 2188 to 4578 and encodes 796 amino acids. Lineage: Eukaryota; Metazoa; Arthropoda; Insecta; Diptera; Syrphidae. Gene Ontology annotation, molecular function: DNA-binding transcription factor activity, RNA polymerase II-specific; sequence-specific DNA binding. The transcript is spliced from 4 exons.
AAUUUAAAAAGAAAAAAACAAAUUUUCCCAACUCGGAACUUGAAACUCAUUGGAGGAAAAUAAAACAGAGUUUUUUCUUUAAUUUUAUUAAACCACAAGUGCAACAAAAGUGUUCAAAUCUAUAAAUUAAAACUUUUUUUUUCUCAAGAAGUGCAAAUAAAUUCUACCUCAAAUCGGAAACUGCAAUCAACAUACAAAUACAUUCAUACCUAAAUAAAUCAAAACCUUUAUAAUUUUUUAAUAAAUCAUAAAAAAGCAACAGGAGAAGAACAAAAAAAACGAACAUAAAAAAAGCAAUUGUAAUAAAAAAAAACAAAAAAAAAGUUGUCUGGCCGUUGCAAUUCACAAAAAUCAAAGCUUUUUCAACCCUUUCUCACCACCAGACCUAUCUACACCUACCUACCUACCAUUAGUAAAGUUACAAACUAAAACCACCCACCCUUGCUCUGUAAAAUAUUGACUCUUCCCGUUCCCGGUAAAACCAAACCAUAAACUGUUGUUGGUGUACCGUCUGUUUCAUUUUUGUCUUUUGAUUUGAGUCGAAUUGAAACUGAGAGCCUAGUGCAAUAAUACCUAAUAAUUUAUGAACUGUGCUGUGCGCUCUAUCAACAUUGUAUAUAACUGCUAUGGUGAAUAAUAAAUUAUACCAAAUGUUUCUACGCACACAGCUUUUUGUUGAUUAAUUCUCCUGCAUUUGCGAGUAAUUGAAACGGAAAGUGAAAAAUUCUUAUCCCCAUGCGUGUUUGUUAGACGCAUAAUUUCGACAGUUACACCGAUAACGUUACCGAUACUUAAACAAUUGGAAUAUUCAACAAAACUUAAGAUAUUCACCACACCCGACUGCAACUUGUUGUUUAGACGGAGGAAUAUAAAUUAUACAUUUCUGUUCUGUUGGAUACGCAAAACCAAUACACACAACUAAGAGAGUAUAUACAUAUGUGGUGAAGAUGAAGAAUAUAGGAAGGAAGAACUGACAGAAAGAGAGAGAGAGAGCAAUACAAAGGAAGCCGGAGCCGGCCUCUUUGAAAAAAGGCACUGUUGUGCCUCGCUGUAGUCGAGUUAGUGAUUCAACCCCUACACACAAACACAAGACAAAAUUUCAAUUGUGUGUGUAAGAGAGAGAGAGAGAGAGAAAGGAAGAGUGUGUGAGUGUAAGUGAAGUGUGCUACGGUGUUGGCCACCGCGCUGCGCUGCGAUACGUAUUGCUAUUGCUAUUGCACCGUAGAUACUCACAGAGACUGUCUUCGGUUUAGCUCAAUCGUUCGUUUGCCAUUCGUACGUUCGCUCUGUCAUUUGCCGCACCGUCCGUCAUCAUCAACAUCAUUGCCGCUUUGUUUUUAUAUGUCUACUCGUCUCGUCGGCGUCAUCAUCGUCGCCGUUUUUCGUAGAGUUUCAGACAUACACACAACCAAAAAUAAAAAAACUGAAGCGAUAUUUUGUGUUUGUUGAAAUUUUUUGACAGUAGCAAGUUUAAACACAAGAUUCUGAUUUUUAGUGUCGCUGAUACUGUGAUAGAUACAUGACGUUUCAUAAAGUUAAAUUUAUAUGGCCGCGCGUAUCGACAGUGAGCGUAUAGAAUAACGUGAAUUAAUAUCCGCCGGACGUUUUUAAAAAAUAAAUAUAAGUUUUUUUUUAUUUAAACAAAAAAAUCAGUUUCCUCUCUCAAACAGAAACAGAAAAAUAUUUUAUCAACAAUAAUUAUUUUUGACGUUAAUGACAGCUAUUAAUUCUUCAUAAUACCAAUUUUAAACAUAAAUGACAGAAAAGGUGCAAAUUUCCGGUUAAGUGCAAGUUUUUUUGUUCAAAAUAAUUUUUACCAAUCAACAAAAUUAAAAUUGUACAAAACAAAAAAUAAGUUAUUACCUCAAACAAAAAUUUAAACAAAAAAUCUAUUACAAAAAAAAACCUCAACUCAGGUUCUGUUUUACAAAUUAUUUAAACAACCAGAAACAAAAAAUAAAAUAUAUAUUUUAUAUAGUUAAAUAUAAAAAUAAAAAAAACUUAAAAAUGCGUAUGUUUUAAGAAACAAACAAAUAUUUAAACGUCAAACUUAAUGUACAAAUUGUGUCGCUUUAAAAUGUUGCUAGUGUAAAUGUAUGACAUUACAAUUUAACUGUAACAAAACACAGACUAUAUUCCCAGGAUAACGGGCAACACAAACAAAAAAAAAAACAAAAAAUUGUUACCAUGAUAAUGUUACAACAUUUGACAGCCGCGAAUCCGCACACCUUUGUCGGUGGCGGAGGUGGUGGUGAUGUUACAACAACAAUGACUGCCUCAACAACAGCAAUCUCAUCAUCAUCGAAGAGCAUCGGCUCAAUAUCAUCGUCCUUAUCAUCAUCACCGUCACCACCAACCAUCGUUCAUCAUCAUAGACGUUCAGAGUCGAUGAGCCCUAUGAGCUCACCUCAACGGCAAUGUCAUAGUAAUAUUCCUGCCUCACCGUCAUCGGAACACUCAAGUUCAUCACCUCAGCCGAUGACAAUUGUGGAAGACGAUCCACCGGCUGAAGAGGGUGAAAAGCUGACCUGCAUCAAGAGUUGUAGUGAGCGCGUUGAAAAACCCUCAAUCCAACAGAGGGCCGAAGUGAUCGUUGAGCGAAGAAGAUCUGCGAGUCCGGCUGAGCCGAAUAUACUCCAGAGGCACCAGGAAUUCGUUAUGCUCUACAAUCACCUGCGACAGUGUAAAACCCCACCAACGGUGGCUACGUCAACGACAAUAUCGCCAUCACCAUCUCCGGAAUCACGACCCUCUACAGCGGGAUCACCGGCCACGAUCAUUAAGGGAAACUAUCAGUUUCAACAGGCCCGCCGCAGUGUCAUCACUACCAGCGGCGACGAGGAAGAAGAUCAGCGUGCCAAAAACUUCCGUUCCAGUCGUCAUCCGUCCUUCACCGAUGAUUCGGACGAUUGUGAUCGUAAGGACGAUCCUAACUGUCUUACCAUGAGACAAGUCAGCAUAGAGGACCACGAUGAGGAGGAGGAAGACGAGGAAGACCGUCCUCUGGAUUUGUCCCUUAGCACUGCUCUAAGUCGGAGAAGAGCCCGCACCUAUUCAGGCGGCACAGACGACUCCGAUGAUUCUGGAGCCGGAGCUGUCGACGGGGACUUGAAUCCUCUGAAAAGUGACGAGGGCAGAGCUGCUUACAAAAAGAAUCUUAUGAAGCGAUAUUUAGAUACUGAAAUUCCAAUUAUAAAACAAUCGCCAAGCCCACCACCUACAUCACUUCAUCAUCUGCAACAACAACAACAACAGCAACAACAACAAGCUCAGGCACAGCAACAUCAGUCAUCGUUAUCAGCUGUAGCAGCAGCAGCAGCCGCUGCGGCGGCUGCCCUGCACAUAAAAUCAGAGCAUAACACUGCCUUAUCGCCACAACACCAGCAACAGCAACAACAGCAGCAGCAACAACAACAACAGCAACAUCAAACGCAAUCGCAACACAACGGUCCAUCAGCUCUGCAACAACAGCAGCAACAAUCAGCGACGACAACGCAACACAGGCCAUUGUUGCAUAAUUUGUUAAGUGGAGCGCCGAUUCAUAGUACACCGUACCAUAGAAAUUAUUGCACCUCCAGUACAGGAUCAUUUCCACCCAGUCCAGCUGAUAGCGGUGUUUCAGAUGUAGAUAGCUCGAGUUCUGGUGGCCAACCAUGCAGCGAAGAGUUAAAGGCACGCUUGGGUAUGCCACCACAUUGUCCACCUCAAGGACAUGUACCAAAUGGUACAUUUUUACAUCCAAAUUUCUAUCACAAUUCGCCGCCUCUACGGAAUAUUUGGAAUCGUGGAGUUGGAUUGCCAGACAAUUAUUACCUUCCCAUGCCAUCUGGCGGUGGUUCGGGUAACGGAAGUAAUGGUGGGGUUGGCGGUGGGGGUGGUAAUGCCGGCGGCGGUGGAGGAGGUGGUGGUGGCACUACAAACGGCUACGCGAGCUCACCACACUUCACCACACCUUCCCCGCCACGUACCAACAAUGGUGCCCCGCCAUCGCAUCAUUCCAUCCAGCAUCACCAGCAACAGCAACACGCGCCACACCUCCAACACCACCCGCAUCAUCACCAUCAUCAUCCACAUUCCGCAGCCGGAAAUAGCGCAGCAGCAGCUGGCAUCGCCGGACCAAAUUUGGGCUUACAUCCACAAAGUGUAAUCCAACCAGCGACAUCUAGUGUGAACUAUGAUCUCUCCUACAUGUUAGAGCUAGGCUUUCCACCACGAAAACUCAAGAAACCACGCAAGCCGAAGAUCGAAAUGGGCGUCAAGAGACGCAGCCGAGAAGGUUCCACCACAUAUCUGUGGGAGUUCCUCCUCAAGCUCCUCCAAGAUCGUGAAUACUGUCCGCGUUUCAUCAAAUGGACCAACAGGGAGAAGGGCGUUUUUAAGUUGGUCGAUUCCAAGGCUGUCUCACGUCUGUGGGGCAUGCACAAAAACAAACCAGACAUGAACUACGAAACAAUGGGUCGUGCGUUAAGGUACUACUAUCAGCGAGGUAUCCUGGCGAAAGUCGAUGGCCAGCGGCUAGUCUAUCAGUUUGUCGAUGUGCCAAAGGACAUUAUCGAAAUCGAUUGUAACGGUGUGUAGACAUAAGGAAUGUGAUGCGUGGAGGCUUAUAAGAACAAUACUAAUACACAUACAUAUUAUAUAUAAUUUGUACAAAUAUUAAAAAAAAAAAUGUGUAUCGUAAUAAAAAACAAAAAAAAACAACAAACAUUUCGAAUUUAGAACAAAAUUUUCAGUGGAAUUCUUUCCAAAAACAAAAACAACAACAAAUGAAUAAAAUUUUAAAUUUAAAAUUAAAAUUAAAUUACUUUAGGUCAAAUCUAGUUAAAUAAAAAAAAUUGUUAAAACAAAAAUAACUUAUUUUUCAAAAAAUACAACAACAAAAAAACUGUAAAUUGUCUUAUUUAUAAAUUAAUUAAAAAAACAAAAACAAAAAAAACCUAUAUAUAAAUGAGUUGCUCUUUUUUGUAAUAUUUUAUUUUAUUUUUUAUUUUUAUAAGAAACAAAAGAAACUGCUGGACAUAUUUUUAGUUAUUGUUUUAUUAUUUUUAUAAUCAAAUUUCUCUUUGUUAAUUAUUAUUAAGUGAAAAAUUAUACAAUAUAAACACAUAAAUAUAAUAUUAUUUUUCUUAGUUUUGAAUUUGUUAGAUUUCUUACCUAUAUAAGUUCCAACUCUCGUGUAAUAUUAAACAAACAUAUUUACAUAUACACACAUAAUCUUCGUUAAAAAAAAUAGAUAGAUACUUGAUAUUCCUCUUUUUUAAGUUUAUUAUCUAAUUUAAACAAAAAAAUAAUAUAAAUGCAAUUGAAAAACCUUAAGCCCAAACAAAUAAACCAUAAUAAUGUAAAAAUCUUAACAAUUUGACCACCAACCAAGGAUCACUGCCUAAUUUGUAUUUUCAUUAUUUUUUAUUGUUUUCUCUUUCUUUUCUUCUAUUCGUGAAAGUUAAGAAAAGUAGAACUGUACAGAAUUUUCUUUUUUUUUUUAGAUAACAACAAAAAAUAUAUAAUGAUCUAACGUUAUUGUAAAUUUUGUUAAUUAUUUUUUCUCGUUUUUAUUUUUAAUUAUUAUUAUUAUUAUUAUUAUUUUAUGUAUAGAUUAUUGUCUUUGUAGAUUAUUAUUUUUUAAGAUUUUACUAAAGAAAGAAAAAUGUAUUUGCUUUAGUUCGUUUUCUUUUUAUUUUUUGAUAAAUAAUAUUUGUUUAAUAUUAAUAUAAUUUUUUUAUGAUGAUACUUAUAUUUUUUUUCUUUUCUCUGUGUAUAGUUAUUGUAUAAAGA